Molecule: messenger RNA, 876 nt
Organism: Pollicipes pollicipes
Lineage: Eukaryota; Metazoa; Arthropoda; Thecostraca; Pollicipedomorpha; Pollicipedidae
Product: sodium-coupled monocarboxylate transporter 2-like
Exons: 6
Coding region: 1-876 (291 amino acids)
Biological process (GO): transmembrane transport; sodium ion transport
Cellular component (GO): membrane
Molecular function (GO): symporter activity
Source: RefSeq, a predicted model, not a curated record
AUGGCGACCCGCCAAACCUUCGGCAUCGUCGACUACUGCGUGUUCGGAAGUGUUCUCCUCUUAUCGUUGCUCAUCGGCGUCUACAAUGCCAUCCGCGGCAAACAGACCAACGAAGAGCUGCUGCUCGGUGGCAGGAAGAUGUCCAUCAUACCGGUGGCCGUCUCCACUAUGGCCAGCUUUCUAUCAGCCAUCCUCAUUCUGGGCUCGCCGGCGGAGAUGUACAUGAACGGCGUGCAGUACUGGAUCACCGUGCUGCCCCUCGUCGUCCUCGUACCGGCUGUGUCCAUGCUCUUCGUGCCCAUUUUCUACCGUUGUAGCAUCACCACCGUCUACGAAUACCUCGAGUUCAGAGCGUGCCUCCUUAAUGCUCCGGCCACUAUCCUGUACAAGACGCUGGCAUGCCUGACCGGCCUGGCCAUCUUCGCCACGUACGCCGACUGCGACCCGCUCAAGAUGGGUCUCAUUGAGAAGAAGGAUCAGCUGGUGCCCUACUUCGUGCUCGACCAGAUGGCCCACAUCACAGGCCUACCCGGCCUCUUUGUGGCCUGCAUCAUGUCUGCAGCGCUCAGCACCAUUUCGUCCGGCCUCAACUCGCUAGCAGCCAUUACCUGGCAGGACUUCCUCAGCAACAUCAGCCUCUUCAAAGACAUGUCGGAAGGCGCAGUGGUCGGUAUGCUGACCGCUGGCGCCAUCAGCACGUGGGCGAUGUUCGGAUGCAAUCGACGGGAGGUGGGCGAAUCGCUGGUCAACCCCCUCGCUUACAAGCUCUUCAACUGGAUCAACCGCUUCACACGUGACGAUUCCUCCGACCCGCGAUAUGCCGCCGACAACCCCAUCUUCAUCAUGCCCACGUACAAGCAAACUGAGGCGAACUGA